Molecule: messenger RNA, 1602 nt
Organism: Saimiri boliviensis boliviensis (Bolivian squirrel monkey)
Lineage: Eukaryota; Metazoa; Chordata; Mammalia; Primates; Cebidae
Gene: HMOX1
Product: heme oxygenase 1
Biological process (GO): heme catabolic process; heme oxidation; response to oxidative stress
Molecular function (GO): heme binding; heme oxygenase (decyclizing) activity
Source: RefSeq, a predicted model, not a curated record
CCGAGCAUAAAUGUGACCGGCCGCGGCUCGGCACAGUCAUCGCCCGCCUGCUCUCGAGCGUCUUCAGCGCCGCCGCCGCCCGCGGAGCCAGCACGAACGACCCAGCACCGGCCAGAUGGAGCGCACGCAACCCGACAGCAUGCCCCAGGAUUUGUCAGAGGCCCUGAAGGAGGCCACCAAGGAGGUGCACACCCAGGCAGAGAAUGCUGAGUUCAUGAGGAACUUUCAGAAGGGCCAGGUGACCAGAGAGGGCUUCAAGCUGGUGAUGGCCUCCCUGCACCACAUCUACGUGGCCCUGGAGGAGGAGAUUGAGCGCAACAAGGAGAACCCAGCGUUCGCCCCUCUCUACUUCCCAGAAGAGCUGCACCGCAAGGCCGCUCUGGAGCAGGACCUGGCCUUCUGGUAUGGGCCCCGCUGGCAGGAGGUGAUCCCCUACACACCAGCCAUGCAGCGCUAUGUGAAGCGGCUCCAUGAGGUGGGGCGUGCAGAGCCUGAGCUACUGGUGGCCCACGCCUAUACCCGCUACCUGGGUGACCUGUCUGGGGGCCAGGUGCUCAAGAAGAUUGCUCAGAAAGUCCUGGGCCUGCCCAGCUCUGGCGAGGGCCUGGCCUUCUUCACCUUCCCCAAUAUCGACAGUGCCACCAAGUUCAAGCAGCUCUACCGCUCCCGCAUGAACUCUCUGGAGAUGACUCCCGAGGUCAGGCAGCGGGUGAUGGAAGAGGCCAAGAUGGCGUUCCUGCUCAACAUCCAGCUCUUUGAGGAGUUGCAGAAGCUGCUGACCCAUGACACCAAGGAUCAGAGCCCCUCACAGGCACCAGGGCUUCGCCAGAGGGCCAGUAACAAAGUGCAAGACUCUACCCUGGUGGAGACUCCCAGAGGGAAGCCCCUUCUCAACACCAGCUCCCAGGCUCCGCUUCUCCGUUGGGUCCUUACACUCAGCUUUCUGGUGGCGACAGUUGCUGUAGGGCUUUAUGCCAUGUGAAUGCAGGCCUGCUGGCUCCCAGAGCCAUGAACUUUGUCCAGUGGAAGGCCUUCUUUCUAGACAGGGAAAUCUCUUGCCUGGCUUCCUUAUCUUCGGCACUGGAGGCUUUUGGGGCCUCCAGCCCUCUCACUGUGUCCCUCUCGCUGGAAAGGAGGAAGGAGCCUAUGAGGUCUUCCCCAGUGAAAAGCACAUCCAGCCAAUGGCCUAAACUUCAGAGUGGGGCAAGGGGUCUAUCCCUGCCCUUCAGCAUCCUCAGUUCCUGCAGUUGAGCCCAGAAGAUGCCCCAGAAGUGGCAGCUGUCUCAAACCUCCAGAAGCCAUGAAUUUGAAGUAUCCUUGUUGACACGGCCAUGACCGCUUUGAUCACUUUCCCCGUGGGCCAUGGCAAUUUUUACAUAAACCUGAAAAGAUGUUGUGUCUUGUGUUUCUGUCUUAUUUUUGCUGGAGCCACCGUGUUCCCGCCUCAGCCUCAAUUGCAGUAUUUUUGUUGUGUUCUGUUGUUUUUAUAGCAGGGUGGGGGUGGUUUUUGAGCAGUAUGUGGGUGGGGAGGGAGGGGUUUAAAGACACUGUGGCCUUGGUCUCUAACUUUUAUGAAAUAAUAAACAUUGAUAAUAACGUGAA